AAUCUCAAAUGCAGAAAAAACCCCUCAAUUGACUUUGAUUCAUUCUACUCAUCAUCACAACCCAUUUCCACUUUUUUCUUUCCCUUUUCAACAUUCACCAAUUCAUUUCACUUUCACAUAUUCAUUAAGCUUCAAUUGAAGCUUCUUUGUUUGCAAUUAGACAUUCCUCGAUAGAUAUCAUCGAAAGCCAUGGGGAUUUUGCCAUUUGGGUUCGUUUUAUUGGCAAUUUUUGUUACGCUAACAUACGCAGAUGACACCUCUAGGGUUUCUAAGUCUGUUUGUCCUCUUAAAUCGAUCAAAGAUUCAAUCUUUGCUUCUCUGUCUCCGGUUUGUCCUAUGAAUUCGAUUGAUUAUUCUUUCGGUGUUAUUGAGGGAGAUGAGAUGUCGUUGCAAAAGGCGUUAAAUAUGGUUAACGGGAAUGCUGAAAGUUAUGUUGUGUUCCUAUUUUAUGCAUUUCCGGCAACUUCGUUUUUCAGAUCUGAACCAUCUCAUGCUUCGAUUGAACAUAUGGCAGUUAUGAUUAAAGACCUAAUCCUUGCCGGCUUCAUUUUUCAGAUUUGAGCUCGACCCUAUGCCAUGAAUCUGAUGUAACCACCGGACAACAAUGGCUUCCUUUUUUAAGUUAGAUCGACACAAAUGGACCAGAGAGGGAAUGGGGGUGUUUGGUGGUGGUGGGUGUUCGGUGCUCGAGAGGAGACAGUGGUGGUGGGUGUUCAGUGCCGGUGGUUGUUCGGCGGUGAAGGAGGGAUGUUGGUGGUGGGUGUUCAAUGGUGGUGAUGGUGUUGGUCUUGGGUAGAAGAAGAAGAAAGGUGGAGAGAGAAUUAUGAUUUUAAUUGUUGAGGGCAAUUUGGUCAUUUAACAUCAACUUAAAUGAGAAAUUUAACAGAGGUUAGGUCAGGGGACCAACCGAGUUCAUUUUUGACAACU
Messenger RNA from Helianthus annuus (common sunflower), 927 nucleotides. Its product is annotated as 5'-adenylylsulfate reductase-like 4. The coding region runs from base 190 to 561 and encodes 123 amino acids. The record is from RefSeq and is a predicted model, not a curated record. NCBI's taxonomy places the organism in Eukaryota, Viridiplantae, Streptophyta, Magnoliopsida, Asterales, Asteraceae. The transcript is spliced from 2 exons.